Molecule: messenger RNA, 880 nt
Organism: Patiria miniata (bat star)
Lineage: Eukaryota; Metazoa; Echinodermata; Asteroidea; Valvatida; Asterinidae
Product: protein LTO1 homolog
Exons: 5
Coding region: 99-533 (144 amino acids)
Source: RefSeq, a predicted model, not a curated record
AAGAGGAACCUUUGAUCACGCGUGUGACUUGCACAGUUUCUAGUUGCAGACUUCAGGCGCCUCUCCUGUACAAAUUAAAUAUCAAAGUGAUAAUUAAAAUGGCAGAAUUAACGGGUGCAACUCCUGAUGAAGAUAUUUUCGACUCAAUUGUAAUGGCAGAAGAAAGAUUUCAUGAGGAGGGAUUUAGCGAAGGCUUUGCUGCAGGUAAAAUCGCUGGAGACCAAGAAGGCUUCAAGAUGGGACAAGUCAAGGGUAGACAGAUAGGGUCCGAGUAUGGUUUCUAUCUGGGCUUUGUAGCAACAUGGCUGCAACUUGUGAAAGAAGACCCUGGACUUGCUAAGAAAAACGUAGUGAAAACACUUGAUGCGCUGAACGCCAUGCUUGCCUCCUUUAAAGUGAACGACAUAAACAACGAAAGCUACUGGGAUGAUUUGAAGAAAAUCAGAGACAAAUUCAAGCAGGUUGCUUCACUUCUCGGUGUUAAACUGGAUUUCACCGACGAGAAAACCCAACAACCACCCAUGUCCUUCUGAGAGGGGCAUGUCUGUUGGAAAGGAGAUGUUCGUAGCUUGUGUUGGUGUGAGACAACUCUCGGGAGCUAGCUGACGACAUAGCCUGCUUCCAACUGGAAUGGUGCUGCAGUAUCCUGCCCUAGCCCCAGCAAGAGAUGUUAUUAUCCUUUCGGAGGUUGCGCCAAAGAAUGUGACAAAGUUCAGGGUUCCCAGCGGACUCUCUGUUCAGGAGCAGUAGAUGACGCCGAGUGACCACCCACCACCCGAUGGAGUUCCAGUGUGUAGGAUACAUUGUUUGUGUGUGUACUGGUAGCAAUCCUUCCUUGACUGUUCACUAAUGUGCUGCAAACCAUGUUAUUUUUGUGAUA